ACAAACGGGAUUCCCUCACGUGGACAGGAAGUUAAACCCUUAAUAGCCGCAGAGGAAUCACUCGCCUGAAAAAGAGUUUGUCACACACCAGUGAUGUUCAAAAGAACUGUCGGCUGCUCCUGAAAAUGUUUCACAGACUUUACAGAGCGUUCAGAGAUGCAAAGAUAAUGUGACGUCAACAUUAAUCGUGUCUUCAGUGAUACAACUUGAUUUGCCCUAGUUCAGUUGAGAAAUUACUCUGAGAAUGACUGUGGAAUCAGGGACAGGGGAAGAAGGGAAUGCACUUCAGUCCUGGAAUACUGACUUGGACAGCCAUGAUCGCAAGUUUGUCAAAGUUGUGGAUUUUGAAGAGGCUUUUCGGAAAAAGCCCGAAACUCCAACAGUACGAGAAAGGCUAAAGAGCUGGGCUGCUAAGAAAUGCACAAGCAGAACUUUUAAGAAAUCUGUUUCCAGAAAUCUGCCUUUUAUAAAGAUGUUUAAGAACUACAAAUUGAAGCAGGAUCUGCCAAGUGAUAUCGUUGCUGGUAUAACUGUCGGCAUAAUGAUGAUCCCACAGGGAAUGGCGUUCGGUAAGCUGUCGACGCUGACGCCGGUGGUGGGCCUCUACAUCUCCCUGUUUGCCCCCCUCACUUACUUCUUUGUGGGGACCGGCAGACAGGUGUCUAUGGGAUGUAUCGCAGUACUGAGUCUGAUGAUGGCGUCGAUCCUCGAGAAAUAUGACGCAUCUGUCGCGGCAUCAGGAGUUGGUGUAUCUUCUGUUGACAUCAAUCCUGACACACACUGUCCGGAAACAAAGGAGUUCUCUGACAGCGACAUGGCAAAGAGAAUCGAGGUUGCAGGAGCUGUUACCUUGGCAACUGGAUUGGUUACGAUGCUUGCUGGGAAGCUUGGGCUUGGGUUUGUCAUCAACUUCAUGUCCAACGCCCUCAUCACAGGCUUCACAGUGGGUGUGUCCAUACAUGUCUGUACCAGCCAAAUCAAAAAUAUAUUCGGACUCGGAUAUGGCAAAAUAGCCAGUGGCCCUGCCACACUGUCACCUUUCAACUACUCUGUGACAAAUAUGUCAGUGACAAAUACUUCACUCCUGAGAAUGUCUGGACUUAACCUGGACAACUGUACGACUUCUUCCAUGGCUGUAGACAGACAGGCUCAGUAUGCUGUGCUGACCAGGUUUAACGGGUCCUUUAAGAUUAUUCUGACUUGGGUUGACAUCUUGAAGCAUAUAACUGCCACCAAUGUUGCUACACUCAUCAUCAGUUUGCUGUGCAUGCUAAUCAUCUACCUCGUCAAGGCACAGAUAAAUGAGCGCUUCAAGGAUAAAAUGAAGAUCCCCAUUCCUAUUGAGUUGAUAGUUGUGAUCCUUGGAACAGUUGCCUCGUAUUUCCUGGAUCUGCAGGACACUUACAAUGUUCCUGUGGUGGGGACAAUACCAGGGGGGGUGCCUGUUCCACGAGUACCCAACAUAUUACUUGCGAAGGAUUACUUCUUUGAAGCCCUGAUCAUCAUCAUUGUAGCCUAUGCACAAACUAUAUCCAUGGCCAAAACACUAGGCAUGAAGAACAACUACAAGGUGGAUUCAAAUCAGGAGAUGUUUGCAACAGGAACUGCAAGCGUGGUUUGUGCAUUAUUUUCUGGCUACAUCACUGCAGCGUCUGUAUCUCGCAGCCUGGUGCAGGACGGUGCGGGUGGACGCACUCAGGUAACCUCCCUCGUAGCGUGUUCUGUGGUGUUGUUGGUGAUCAUGGUGUUGGGGCCGCACCUACACGCACUCCCCCUGUGUGUGCUGUCCUCCAUCAUCAUAGUCAAUCUACGAGGGAUGUUCAUGAAGCUCUUCCAGCUCAGGGAUCUGUGGAGGAAAUCUCACUAUGACUGUAUUGUGUGGGUGUUCACCUUCUGUGCCUCUGUGAUCCUCGAUGCCGACAAAGGCCUGAUGAUCGGCUUCCUUGUGUGCACCUUGAUGGUGGUGGUCAGAACCCAGAGGUCAACAUCUGUUGCUGUGGGCACCGUCGGUUCCAGUGAGGAAUACCGUUCUCUCGGGCAGUACAGAGACGUCAAAGAGAUGGCUGGUGUCCGAGUGAUCCGUAUGGAUUCGCCGCUGUAUUUCGCCAAUGCAGACAUUUUCAAGAAGAAGGUGUACAAGUUGUCAGGACUGAAUCCCCUGAAGCUGCGGAAGAAGACGAAGGAGAUGGUGGUGGAUAAGGAGGAGGAGACCAAUCAUGUGGGCAACAACUGCAGGGAGCGGCCUACAAGCGGAGAAGGGGAUGUUGCUACGUAUGCUGCCAAUAAUGGUGAUGGCGCUCCAGACACUGCCAUCUACCUGUUGCCAGGCAACAAAGACUUAAAGUCUACACUACACCAUAUUGUCAUUGACAUGACUGGUGUGACAUUUGUUGAUAUCAUGGGGGUUACAGCUAUACAACAGAUUAUAACAGAGUUUGACUCUAUACAUGUUGAAGUUCUUCUAGCAGAAGUGAGAGAGGCGAAUCUAGGGCUGCUGGAAUCUACAGGCUUCAUGAAGAAGUUCGGAGAUCUAUUGUACCUCACCUGUGACGAUGCCGUGCAUCAGGCCGUGACCUCACCACGACCAGCCCGGGACAUCGUGUGACACAUGGGACUCACCGGGAUACAUGAGGACUCACCAGGAUACAUGAGGAUUCACCAGAGUACAUCCAUCAGCCAAUCAGGGUGUUGUUGUUUGUAGUUGCUAUGGUUACAGUGGUUUAUAGUUACCAUGGUUACUGCAUAGGUUUACAGAGUUCUUAUUUUGGGAUCAAAUGGACAUACAAAUAGUACAAGAUGUAUACAAUGUAUACAGUAUUUUUAGAAAAUUCUAACUGGUUCUUUGUUUUAUAUAAUGGGGCAUUGUUUUAGUUUCCAGGUUUUCAGCCCGGGACGUAGUGCGUUACCUCCACCGGAUUGGGAGUACUGUUAGAUUUGUUCACAGCAAUGUAUUCAAUAUUACCAACCAAAUAAGAUAUUUAUGUUUUAUUUUGUUCUAUUUGUUGUGUUUGUUGUGUUUGUUGUGUUUGUUGUGUUUAGUAUUAUUGACUGAUGUGUUUAAUCUGAGGCUGUGUGAAUUCCAUAUCGGAUGACUCAAGUAUAUUUUAACAUUGUAUUGAUAGUCAGUAUGGACCAUCAAUUCUUUUUCUUGACUUUCAGACAAGCUUACUGUAAAGCAAUAUCUAUAAUUAAAUAUAAAUAUUAAAUAAAUAAUAUAAUAAUAUAUAAUAGUAUAAUAUAAAAAAUAAUUUUUUGCAUCCAGGUUUUUAAAUUUUUGCUAAAAAUUUCAUUUUCAUUUCAAGAGUUGCAUUGAAAAAACUGACAUAAAACAUUUUAUUCUUAUUUGGAUUGUUGACCUGCAUUUUGGCAGAUUGACAAAGAUAAUCGUGGAACCAAGAAUUUAAUUGCUCUGGCUUUAUCAUUAUAUCAAUACAGUAGAUCAUUUGUUCUCUGUGGGAGAAAGUUCUACAAUUACCAAUGCCACAUGUGCCAUGGAUCAAGGGGUUAUUAUUCCAGUCUUAGCUUUCUACUUCUUAAGGGAGCUGUACACUUCAUUGUCACUUCAUAUCAUAUGGUCAUAUUUGCUACUACUUUGCGAAAACCAUGUCCUCUGUUUUUUAGUUAAGUAUUUCUGUUCUGAUGACAUAUAAAUACAGUUGUAAAUUAAUAUGCAACAGAGUAAUAUUUGGUUGUAAUAUGAUGUACAUAUCUCCGCGAAUCAUUGACGGUUAUUAUCAUGAGGCCAAAAAAUAUAUAUAUGUGUGUUUCAGCUUUCCGCACCCUCAUCUGUAGUCCCUGAUUCUUACCAGCUGUCAUCAGCAUCCUGGGGUUGUCCAUUUUUUAUUCCACCAGAGUAACUUGGUCAACUUCUGUCAUUAUCGUAACUAGUUAGGUAUUUACUGAGAAAUUGCAUUGCAUUUCUUCAAGGGAAAACAAAACAAGAAUAAAAUCUGACAAAAAGCCAACCUACCUACCCUUUUUUGGAUGGGCUGAAAUACAUGCUUGUGUUUUGGCCUGAUGUCAGGUCUGUCUACAUACUGCCAAGACCGUAACUAGUCAGUGAGAAAACAGGAAGCGUAGCAUUUGUAUGGCACUGAAUUGGGUUGGUGAUCAAGUUUGAUCUUUGAUAUCACCAGAAGCAAUAUCCAUGUUCAUUGUAAGUGGGUUGGACUGUGCUGUAAUUUGAUUUGCCACUGUAAAAAAAAGAGUACCUAUCUGCUAAGAAUUUUUAUUUUGUCUCUAUCCCAAAUUUGAAAAAAAACUGAGUCAUUUGGCUUAAGGAAAGGUCUUUCAGUCCUUGUUUGUACAGUUUCUUCGAGUCCAGGGACUGCCACCAUGGUCUAGUGGUUGAGCAUCUGCCUAGAGAGUGGAAAGUUCAGGGUUCGAUCCCCAGCUGGUUCAUACCAAAAGACGUUAAAAGAUAGUACUUGUUGUUACCCUGCCUGGCGUUCGGUAUUUAGGGGCUAAAACAAGUACUGGUCGGCUCGGAGUCAGUAUACUGUGUCUGAGUGGGUAUUCAUGUUAUACAUGUUGAACUGCGUCAUGGUAUCUCAGUGAGCUGGCAGUAUAAAAUCGGCAUGAGUCCUGACCAGUACACACACGCACUCACGCACACUGUUCAACCUCAUUUCACCGCACCUCACGUCAUCCAGUUCAGGCUUCAGGCAAGAGAACUUGUUGUGAUCAGGCUGUUGGCAUCAUGCAUUAUAACUGAUUAUGUAUUUAGUGAUGACAUAAAGUAUUCAUCUGAACAAACAGAACUGAUAUCUCACUCAGGUUACAGAACACUUUAUUCAAGAGCUAUUUUCGGUUUGCUUCAAUGAUAAUGGUUUUCUUAGUAAGAUCGUAAAGAUCAGUAAAUUGAAUACAUUAUAUACAGAACAUUUGUCCUUGUCAAAUAAUAUGUUUAUCCCAUCUCAUGCGUCAGUCAUGAAAAUAUCAAUUUUGUCAAGUCACUUGAUGAGAUAAACAUGUUAUUUGGCAAAAAAUGUCAAAUAUUUAUAUAUUGACAAUAUUUGUUUAUUUUCAGCAUAAGCUGUACAUAUGAUCAUGAUUUAUGUUUUACUAUAAAAUACCCAAAUGCAUUUCUGCACAUCAUGUUAAAGAGGUUGUGUCAGUUGUUACUGAAAGAUGUAUGCUAUCUGUUAACCAUGUUUCUAGAUACAGUACUGUUCAAAACUAACAUUCCCUUGAUUGCAUUCAUGUGACCCUUGGAUUGGGAUCGGUACCCUCCCACUUUGUCUUAAUAUGUUCAGAUUGAGGGGGAGUUAGUUUGACAAAGUAGUGUAUCGUGGUAAUUGCUUGUGACCAGGUGUGUAGUCAUCUGUAGGAUGGAAGAUCUCAUUUUCCCGAGUAUGUGAUGUCAUGGAGGAUACGGACAACAGUAGUACAUGUGUUUUAUGAUUGUUAAGCCUGGUCCCUGAACAAGGACAGUUAAAAACAAUUCCUGUGUCUCAUGACUUCUGAAAACUAAAUGGGUAGGAAUGAUAGAUUAUAUUUUUUUAUUUCUUAGAUUAAAUCCAAUUCUAUAAACAUAACCUUGAUUCUAAUGUACAAUGUGACCUCUCUUGGCCACACCCCUUGUGAGUGAGUGAGUGAGUAUGUUUUUUUUACGCCACAUUAAGCAAUACUCCAGCAAGAUCACGGCGGGGGACACAAGAAAUGGGUUUCACACAUUGUUCCCAUGUUGGAAUUUGAACCCAGGUCUUCAGCGUGACGGGCGAACGCUUUAACCACUAGGCUACCCGACCGCCCCUCACACUCCUGUUGACUUGAAUCAUGGUGAUGUGGCCGAAGUCAUGGUGACCACAGUAAGGUUCCCAUGACAACCUGGAACAAUUCUGACUGGCAUGGUGUGAGAUUUAUAUCUGAAUCUGAGGCGAAAAUGAUAAUUGAGUUGCUAGUCAUUUUUUAACAGUGCUUAAAAAUAUUUAAUGAAGUUGGGGGUAGGUGAAUCAUGAGAAGCAGGAAACUAGUUUUAAGAAAAUUUCAUUUUUUGAGCACGGUACCACAUGUUUUGUACCAUUGUGACCCUGUGUUAAUGUUUUCAGGACCAGAGUAAUAGGUACCUAUGUUUUAAUUAGGGUAACCUGAAUUAUUAAUUAUCCUACAAAACUGAUAAAUUUAUCAUGUCUAUAGAUGGAAAUGAAAUAUCUACAUUAUUUUAUCUAUAUCUAACUUAAAAAAGAACACAUGUUAUUUAAUCUUCAAAACACAUGGAGGGAUAUUUUACAAAGGCUGCCUCAAAUAUGGUACUGGUAUGUGUUAUUCAGAAUUGUGAUCUUUGUCACAAUAUUUUUUAAUUCAUGGUAAUAUGCUUUAAUGGUGGAAAUGAACAUGACAGAGCCACUAUGUUUUUAACAUCUAAAAACCAGACCAAUUUUGUCUUAAUAUUUUCAACAUUAAGAUAUGCAUUUGAGGAAAAGACAUUUUGACUGGUCCAUUUUAAAUACAUAAUUCAAUUUUAUUUUUGUUUUCUUGUUAACACAGAGAGAGAGAGAGAGAGAGAUUUUAUGUGCACUUCAUGCGUAUUUCACACAUAGAUGCUGCUGUUAUGAUAUUAAAAUGUUUUAAGCUUGUUUUCAUGUUAUCUUAAGGGAUAGCCCAGUGGUGAGUGUGUUAGCCAAGUAACAGAUGAACCUGGUUUGAAUCUAAUACAUGUUUACAGAAUGUGAAGCCACUGUGAUAAUGUUGCCUGCCAUCUGUUCAUGGUCAUAAAUAGUCAUCUGAGUCAUAGCAUCCUGGCUUGCGGAGUUGUGUCCCUUAGCUACUGGAUCUGUUUUUCUUGGUUCAAAUCCCUGAUCAUAACACAUUGUUUGUCAGCACCAUAACCAUAUCUGGGUUUCACUAAAGUGGCAAAAUUCUACCACCACUGACACCUAUUUUUUUCUUCUCUCCUUAAUCUGACAUGUUGUGAUAUGUAAUUAUAAUAUUCAAAGGAAGUUAAGGACCAUGUGAUUCUUUUAUAUUACUAUAGUUUAUUACUUGACCAUGAAGAGAUCACCCAUUUAAUAAACAUACAGCUGUAGUACACAUUGUGUAAUACCACUUGCUUAUGUACUC
Haliotis rufescens (red abalone) is the source of this 7062-nucleotide messenger RNA. Its product is annotated as sulfate transporter-like. NCBI's taxonomy places the organism in Eukaryota, Metazoa, Mollusca, Gastropoda, Lepetellida, Haliotidae. Gene Ontology annotation, molecular function: bicarbonate transmembrane transporter activity; oxalate transmembrane transporter activity; sulfate transmembrane transporter activity. Gene Ontology annotation, biological process: transmembrane transport. The record is from RefSeq and is a predicted model, not a curated record. The coding region runs from base 245 to 2605 and encodes 786 amino acids. Gene Ontology annotation, cellular component: membrane. The transcript has 17 exons.